Messenger RNA from Carassius gibelio (silver crucian carp), 3490 nucleotides. RefSeq names its product calpain 5a (gene capn5a). Gene Ontology annotation, cellular component: cytoplasm. Gene Ontology annotation, biological process: proteolysis. The coding region runs from base 160 to 2088 and encodes 642 amino acids. NCBI's taxonomy places the organism in Eukaryota, Metazoa, Chordata, Actinopteri, Cypriniformes, Cyprinidae. The transcript is spliced from 13 exons. The record is from RefSeq and is a predicted model, not a curated record. Gene Ontology annotation, molecular function: calcium-dependent cysteine-type endopeptidase activity.
CACGAGUGCUUGAGCAGUGAAGGCCCCUCCCUCAGAGCACAGAGAACAUGAAAUAAACGAGGAAAUAGACACAAACACACAGUCUGUGGACACGAGUGUGUGUCUGAUGGAGCAGUGAACCAUAGAAAGCAUCAAUUCAGCCCUCAAACAGACAGAAGGAUGUUCUCGUCAGUGAAGCCGUUUGAAGGCCAGCAGUUUUCAGCCCUGAGGAAACAGUGCCAGCAGAACGGGACUCUGUUUGAAGACCCCGUCUUCCCCGCUGUGGACAAGUCACUCUUCUAUAGCGGGAACCGCAUCGGAAAAGUCACCUGGAAGAGACCGAAGGAGCUGUGUGAAGACCCACACUUGUUUGUGAACGGGAUCAGCGCUCAUGACCUGAACCAGGGGCAGCUGGGAAACUGCUGGUUUGUGGCGGCCUGCUCCAGUCUGGCCUCCAGAGAAGCUCUGUGGCAGAAGGUUAUCCCAGAUUGGAAGGACCAGGAAUGGGACAAGCAGAAACCGGAGAGCUAUGCUGGGAUAUUUCACUUUCGGUUCUGGCGUUUUGGAGAAUGGGUGGACGUUGUUAUCGAUGACCGACUGCCGACCGCAAACGGGAAGCUCAUCUACUGCCACUCCAACGACAGUAAUGAGUUCUGGAGUGCACUGGUGGAGAAAGCCUAUGCCAAGAUCUGUGGAUGCUAUGAUGCUUUGGAUGGUGGAAACACGGGGGACGCUCUUGUGGAUUUCACUGGUGGCAUAUCUGAGCCCAUGGAUCUGCUGGAAGGGAAGUUCAGUCAGGAUGAAGAGGCCCGAAAUCAGCUGUUCGAGCGCGUUCUGAAGGUCCACAACCGAGGAGGCUUGAUCAGCUGCUCCAUUAAAGCGAUGAGUCAGGCGGACAUGGAAGCCCGUUUAGACUGUGGCCUGGUCAAAGGUCAUGCGUAUGCGGUGACUGAUGUGCGUAAGGUGCGUCUGGGCACCGGCCUGAUGGCGUUCUUUAAAUCCGAGAAGCUCUGCAUGAUCCGUAUGAGGAACCCGUGGGGCCAGAAAGAGUGGAUCGGAGCGUGGAGCGACAGCUCUGAGGAGUGGAACAGAGUCAGUAAGAGCGAGCGAGAGAAGAUUGGUGUGACCGUGGAGGAUGAUGGAGAGUUCUGGAUGGAAUUUGAGGAUUUCUGUAAGUAUUUCACAGACCUGAUUCUGUGCCGCUUGAUUAACACGUCGUACCUGAGCAUCCACAAGAUCUGGGAGGAGGCCGUGAUGCGGGGCUCCUGGAGUCGCCAUGAUGACCCUUUAUUGAACCGCUCGGGCGGCUGCAUCAACCACAAAGCCACGUUCCUCCAGAACCCACAGUAUGUGUUCGACGUGACAAAGACCGAGGACGAGGUUCUGAUCUGCCUACAGCAGCAGGACAAGAGAGCUCAAUCCAAAGACGGGAAAGGAGAAAACAUCGCCAUCGGCUUCGAUAUCCAAAAAGUGGAGCUCAACCGGACGUACCGCAUGCACACCAUCCAGAAAACAGUGGGCAGCUCCAUCUACAUUAACUCCCGCAGUGUGUUUCUGCGCAAGGACCUGAAGGAGGGCCGCUACGUCAUCAUUCCCACGACCUUUGACCCCGGCCUGCAGGGAGACUUCCUGUUGCGUAUCUUCACGGAUGUACCUGCCGCCUGCAGGGAGCUGGCGUUAGACGAGCCGCCCCACACCUGUUGGACGGGGUGUUGUGGAUACCCAAAGCUGGUCACACAGGUGCACGUCCACAGAGCAGAUGGGCUCGCGGCUCAGGACUCGGACGGAUCGUCUGACCCGUACGUCAUCAUCAGCUGCGAGGGAGAGAAGGUUCGUUCGCUGGUGCACAAAGACACACAGAGCCCAGACUUCGACGUGAAGGCGGUUUUCUACAGGAAGAAGCCGAGAGAGCCGAUCUGCGUUCAGAUCUACAACAAGAACAUUCUGAAGGACUCGUUCAUGGGUCAGGUGACCUUGACUGGCGACCUGUCCGACCUUCAGAAGCUUCACACCCUUAACCUGCGAGACAAAGGGAGCCGGCAGAACAGCGAGCUCCCGGGUCAGGUCUCGGUCAGCCUCACGACCAGCGACGUCCUCGCCAACAUCUGAGCAUGUCACGGUGACCACAGAGGGUUUACAACACGUCCUGUGUCUGUGGAAAGGGUUACACUUCUAUUCACCUGCUCUUUAUCUUCUUGGGAAUGUUUCGUGAAGGCAGAUUUACUUGUUUACAAGCACGUUUUACAACUUAAAGGGAUAGUCCAGUCAAAAAUUAAAAAUAUUUACAUGCACUCAAGUUGGCUUUCUUUCUUCUGUUGAAGAUAGUUUGGCAAAUAAAUAGUUGACGCUAGCCAUUGACUUCCGUAGGAACCAACAUUAUUCAGAAUAUCUUCUUUUGUUCACAGCAGAAGAAAGAAAUUCAUACAGGAUUUACACAACAUGAGAACAGAGUUAACAUUUUUAGGUGCACUGUCCCUUUAAAUGUAUCAUUUUCUGCUCUUAUGUGCUUUCAGUUGUGUGUAAAUACAUUAAGGUAUCGUAGUACAUGCAUUUAUAUUAGUAUAUGAAAUAACAUGCAUGCAUAUAUCUAAAACCACUAUGUACUAUUCAUAUAUGUAGUUAGGAAUUUCAGUUUUAUGAUCAUAAUCUGAUCUUUCGUUUGCCAAACGAUCUGAAAUGGAGGGCGUUUAGUCUCUCGGUUGUGUUUUCACUUUAAAAUACUUGCCAUAAUCUUGACCACAUGUUGAUUUUUUUAUUUUUAUGAAUCAGUUUAUCAAGCUUUUGUGAAAGGAAACAUUUCAACAAAUGAUGUGGUGUUUUAUUUAGUGUUUUCAUGUGUUUACCAGAUUCCAGGAUUCGUAUUUAACAUGGUGUUUGAAGUAAAUAUUCCAUACAGGCAUGUGAAAAUGUCUCUAUUUAAGGAAGAGCCAAUGCAUGAUGAGUAUAAAUCUGUUUUAGAAUCGUACAGCUGUUAAAAAAUACAUUUUAAACAUUUAAAAGACAUGAUCACUACUGUUUACUAUAUAUUAUCCACACAAUUGUGAAGAGCAGUUAUAACCACUAGGUGUCAGUAAGUCAACAGAGGAAGAAGCAGCAUGAAAUAUGAACCAAAAAUAUUAUUAUGCAUUAUAUAAAUAUCAGAUUGGUCAUGUUCUGCUUCUUCACACUCUGGUAAUAGUCACAGACAAACUUGAAAAAUCACAAUGUCAUCAUAAAGCCAAAACUGUUCUCCUGGUUUGACACUUUUUCGAUGUGAAAUGUGAGAAUCUCAGUACAUCUGUGCCAUUUUACAACCACUAUGAAUUCUUUAGAUUUUAUUAUUCAUUAUUUUUCAGUUUCUUUGCGUGUGAUGUCUGUUGUUUACAGAUGAAUAGAUGUGCCUUAUCAGAACGGGUAAAAAAAGCCAAAGAAAUCUUAAACAUAUUCUGUGAUGUAUCUUUUUGUAUUUUAGAAAUUGUGUUUUUCUCACUCUUUUACAAAAUGAAAUAAAGUUUAAUUGAAUGUUCCGUUA